Rhodamnia argentea is the source of this 4944-nucleotide messenger RNA. Its product is annotated as receptor-like serine/threonine-protein kinase SD1-8. Bases 1 to 4758 code for a protein of 1585 amino acids. The transcript is spliced from 13 exons. Gene Ontology annotation, biological process: recognition of pollen; protein phosphorylation. The record is from RefSeq and is a predicted model, not a curated record. NCBI's taxonomy places the organism in Eukaryota, Viridiplantae, Streptophyta, Magnoliopsida, Myrtales, Myrtaceae. Gene Ontology annotation, molecular function: ATP binding; protein serine/threonine kinase activity.
AUGGCGAAUCUUCCUAGCUUCGGCUUCUCCUGCACUUCCAUCGUCGUUCUGUCACUGUUGCGACUCUCAAGUGCAGCCGACACCCUCAGUUCCGCUCAAUCUAUCAGAGAGGGAGAGACGUUAGUUUCCCCGGGUCGAAAGUUUGAGCUUGGUUUCUUCUCUCGCGGAAGCUCGAAGAACUGUUUCCUGGGGAUAUGGUUCGUGGCGAGUCCUGAAACGGUUGUUUGGGUUGCUAACAGGAACAGUCCGCUCACUGAUUCAAAUGGUACUCUGGAGUUAAGCAACGAAGGUGAACUUGUUCUUCUGAACCGGUCAAAGAGCGUCAUUUGGUCGACCAAUUCGACCAAGGUUCUUGGAAACCCAGUUGCACAGCUCCAGGAUUCUGGUAACCUUGUUCUUAUGGAACGUAACAGUUUAGAUCCAGCUGGCUACUCAUGGCAGAGCUUUGAUUACCCAUCAGACACGCUUUUGGUUGGUAUGACAGUGGGAUGGAACUUUAGAACCGGUUUGGAACGUCAUCUGACUUCCUGGAGAAGCACGGACGAUCCUUCCCCUGGAGACUAUACACUCAGAUACAAAAUUGACGGUUUACCUCAAAUCGAGAUAGCCAGCAAUGGUUCCGUCAAAGUUUAUCGAACUGGGCCCUGGAAUGGAAUUGGAUUCGGCGCUGAUGCCAAGGAGUCAUCUUCUGUUGUUGAAGUCCGCUCUGUUUACAACGAAACAGAUGCCUAUUUUGCGAUUGAAAGCUUCAAGGAAGAUAUCACUGCAAGGGUCACAUUAAGCCUGGAUGGUCCUUUGCAGUGUCUUCUACUGAAGAGUGGAAGCGCAAACUGGGAUCCGAUUAUCUCGUUCCCUUACGACCCUUGUGAUAGCUAUGGAAAUUGUGGCCCUAAUGGCGUGUGCCGAGUUAAUGAAAGCCCAAGAUGCCUCUGCUUGCAGGGUUUUAUACCCAAGUCACAAGUAGAGUGGGACAUGCUCAAUUCGACAGGCGGGUGCUUAAGGAAAGUUCCAUUGAAUUGUACUCGUCGUGAGGGUUUUACUAAACUUUCGCAGGUUAAGUUACCUGACCUCGUAGAUUUCCAGUUAUUCAAGAAUAUGAGCCUUGAGGAGUGCAAGGUUGAGUGUCUAAAGAAUUGUUCUUGCAUGGUUUAUGCUAACUCGGAUAUUAGAGGAGCAGGCUGCUUGAUGUGGUUUGGCGAUCUCAUUGAUAUUAGGGAAAUUAACAUUGUUGGUAAUGACCAAUAUCUCUUCCUACGACUACCUGCUUCUGAAUUAGAUUCAAACCAUAGUCCAACCAAGAAAAUGGUGACUAUCACUGUGGCUUCAGCCAUUUCGGGAUUGCUUAUUGCGGUCACGGCAUUGAGCAUAAUUUGGAAAAGAAGAAUGAAAAGCAGAGGCUUGCCAAGUGGGAUGGAUGACAUUGACUUGCCAUUGUAUGAUUUUGCUACAGUUGCCGUUGCUACCAACCAUUUCUCUCAAACAAACAAGCUAGGAGCCGGCGGCUUCGGUUCGGUCUACAUGGGAACUCUUUCCACAGGACAAGAAGUAGCGGUAAAAAGGCUGUCAAAAUAUUCGGGACAAGGUCCUGAUGAGUUUAUGAAUGAAGUACUUCUAAUUGCCAGGCUUCAGCACCGGAAUCUUGUUGGACUUGUUGGCUGCUGCGUUGAGGGAGAAGAGAGAAUGUUGAUUUAUGAGUAUAUGCCAAACAAAAGCUUGGAUUAUUUCAUCUUUGAUCAUGACAGAAGCUCCUCUUUGGCAUGGAAAAGGCGAUUUGAUAUUGCUUUAGGAAUCGCUCGAGGACUUCUCUACCUCCACCAGGAUUCAAAACUACAAGUGAUCCACAGAGACCUGAAAACAAGUAACAUCUUGUUAGAUGCUGACAUGAAUCCAAAGAUUUCAGAUUUCGGCCUGGCAAGGGUCUUUCGAGGAGAUGGCACAGAGGCAGAGACGAGAAGAAUAGUUGGUACAUAUGGUUACAUGUCCCCAGAGUAUGCUUUCGAUGGAAAAUUCUCUGUGAAAUCAGAUGUUUUUAGCUUCGGCGUGCUUUUGUUAGAGAUAGUAAGUAGCAAAAGGAAUAAAGGAUUCCAGCAUCCUGAUCAUCAUCACACCCUUCUUGGGCACGCGUGGAUGUUGUGGAGUGAAGGGAGGGCCACAGAACUCAUUGAUGAAUCUGUACGCGCCUCUUUCGUGGUGUCUCAAGCAGAGAGAUGUAUUCAGGUGGGCUUGCUGUGCGCCCAAAAGUUUCCUAAAGAUAGGCCGAUGAUGUCUAGCGUUGUUUUCAUGUUGGCGAAUGAAGGAGCAUCCUUGCCACCACCGAAAGAGCCAGGUUUCUUCGUCGAGAGAAGUUCGGGUAGCUCAGAUGCAUAUUUAGUUAAAGAAGAAUCGAACACAAAGAAUGUUGUUACAAUCACAUUGCCUGAAGGUCGAUAUCAAACAGGAGGGUCUGCAAUGGCUGAUCCUCCUAUCUUCUGUUUCUUCUUCACUUCCAUCGUCCUUCUGUCACUACUGUGCCUGUCAAGUGCAGCCGACACCCUGAGUUCAGCUCAAUCUAUUGGAGAGGGAGAGACGUUAGUUUCCCCGGGCCGAAAGUUUGAGCUCGGUUUCUUCUCUGCCGGAAGCUCGAAGAACGGUUUCCUGGGGAUAUGGCUCGUGGUGAGUCCUGAAACGGUUGUUUGGGUUGCUAACAGGAACAGUCCGCUCACUGAUUCAAAUGGUACUAUGGAAAUAAGCAACGAAGGUGAACUUGUUCUUCUGAACCGAUCAAAGAGCAUCAUUUGGUCGACAAAUUCGACCAAGGUUCUCCGAAACCCAGUUGCACAGCUCCUAGAUUCUAGUAACCUUGUUCUUAGGGAUCUAAACAGUUUAGAUUCAGCUGACUACUCAUGGCAGAGCUUUGAUUACCCAACAGACACGCUUUUGGUCGGUAUGACAUUGGGAUGGAACUUUAGAACCGGUUUGGAACGUCAUCUGACUUCCUGGAGAAGCGUGGAUGAUCCUUCCCCUGGAGAAUAUACAUUCAGCUACAAAAUUGAUGGUCUACCUCAACUCGAAAUAGCCAGCAAUGGUUCUGUCAAAGUUUCUCGAACUGGGCCCUGGAAUGGAGUUGGAUUCUCUGCUACUGCCAAGGUGUUCAGUACCGCUGUUAAAUCCUUCGCUGUUUACAAUGGAACAGAUGCCUAUUUUGCAUUCGAAACCUUCAAGGAAGAUAUCACUGCAAGGGUCACAUUAAGCCCGGAUGGUCUUUUGCAGUGUCUUCUACUGAAGAGUGGAAGCGCAAACUGGGAUCUGAUUUACUCGGCCCCUUACGACCCUUGUGCGAGCUAUGGAUAUUGUGGCCCUAAUGGCGUGUGCCGAGUUAACGAAAGCCCAAGAUGCCUCUGCUUGCAGGGUUUUAUGCCCAAGUCACAAGUAGAGUGGGACAUGCUCAAUUUGACAGGCGGGUGCAUAAGGAAAGUUCCAUUGAAUUGUACUCGUCGCGAGGGUUUUACUAAACUUUCACAGGUUAAGUUACCUGACCUGGUAGAUUUCCAGCUAUUCAAGAAUAAGAGCCUUAAGGAGUGCAAGGUUGAGUGUCUAAAGAAAUGUUCUUGCAUGGCUUAUGCUAACUCGGAUAUUAGAGGAGCAGGCUGCUUGAUGUGGUUUGGUGAUCUCAUUGAUAUAAGGGAAAUUAACAUUGUUGGUUAUGAUCAAUAUCUCUUCCUACGGCUACCUGCUUCUGAAUUGGCCCUGCCAAGUGGGAUGUAUGACAUCGACUUGCCAUUGUAUGAUAUUGCUACCGUUGCCAUUGCUACCAACCAUUUCUCUCAAACAAACAAGCUAGGAGCCGGCGGCUUCGGUUCGGUCUACAAGGGAACUCUUUCCACAGGACAAGAAGUAGCGGUAAAAAGGCUGUCAAAAUAUUCGGGACAAGGUCCUGAUGAGUUUAUGAAUGAAGUACUUCUAAUUGCCAGGCUUCAGCACCGGAAUCUUGUUGGACUUGUUGGCUGCUGCGUUGAGGGAGAAGAGAGAAUGUUGAUUUAUGAGUAUAUGCCAAACAAAAGCUUGGAUUAUUUCAUCUUCGAUCAUGACAGAAGCUCCUCUUUGGCAUGGAAAAGGCGAUUUGAUAUUGUUUUAGGAAUCGCUCGAGGACUUCUCUACCUCCACCGGGAUUCAAAACUACAAGUGAUCCACAGAGACCUGAAAACAAGUAACAUCUUGUUAGAUGCUGACAUGAAUCCAAAGAUUUCAGAUUUCGGCCUGGCAAGGGUCUUUCGAGGAGAUGGCACAGAGGCAGAGACGAGAAGAAUAGUUGGUACAUAUGGUUACAUGUCCCCAGAGUAUGCUUUCGAUGGAAAAUUCUCUGUGAAGUCAGAUGUUUUUAGCUUCGGCGUGCUUUUGUUAGAGAUAGUAAGUAGCAAAAGGAAUAAAGGAUUCCAGCAUCCUGAUCAUCAUCACACCCUUCUUGGGCACGCGUGGAUGCUAUGGAGUGAAGGGAGGGCCAUGGAACUCAUCAAUGAAUCUGUAUGCGCCUCUUUCGUGGAAUCUCAAGCAGAGAGAUGUAUUCAGGUGGGCUUGCUGUGCGCCCAAAAGUUUCCUAAAGAUAGGCCGAUGAUGUCUAGCGUUGUCUUCAUGUUGGCAAAUGAAGGAGCAUCCUUGCCACCACCGAAAGAGCCAGGUUUCUUCGUCGAGAGAAGUUCGGGUAGCUCAGAUGCAUAUUUAGUUAAGGAAGAAUCCAACACAGAGAAUGUUGUUACAAUCACAUUGCCUGAAGGUCGAUAGAAAUGCUACCGAGGAUGUGUCGGCAGAAUGUGUACUGACUUUCUCGAGUACAACAAAGGACGGAAGAAGCAUACGAUGUUGUAGGGUUGAAUGACAAAUUCUAGCAAUGGCUUUUCCUAGACUGUUGGAGAAGGGGGAUGGAAAACCUUCCACCUUCCUUCGACAUGGCUAAUUAUUUCAGACCUC